GCACCAAAUUAAUUCUUAAUUUUGUUAAAUGUUCUCAAAUAGAUGGCUGAUAGAAUCAAAUGACCUCUUUUAAAAUAUUUAAGAUCUAUUUGAGAGAGUGCUUUACGAGUAACAAGGAGAAAGAUUGUGUACACACAGUAUACAGUUCAGUUCAGAGUGAGAGGGAAAAUGGCUCAGGCUUACCCUCUCUGUUCUUCCCCUUUUUCUUAUGCUUUGUCUGAUUUAACCAUUCGCAUCUCAUCUCAUUAUUCUUUCAUCAAUUACAAACUUCCCAAUUUUCAUCAUACAUCUCGUAAAUUCGAUACCUUCUUCUCCUUCCAACCUCUCAAUUCUCUUCAACAUGAAAAUCAAAACCCAGAUACAAAGUCCUCAACUUUAUCCAAAACCAAAAAAUGGGUCAAUCCCAAAACCCUUCAAGCCAAAAGAAUUUGGAAGAAAUCAUACGCCGUUGUUUCAUCUCUCGCCAAAUUACCCAAAUCUAUUCACGAACAACAAGUUUCUGAAGUCUUGGAUGCUUUAGGAGACAAUGUUACAGACCGUGAUGCUGAAUUCAUUCUCCAUAACAUAGCCAACCCAAAAACCGCAAUUCUUGCUCUUAAAUACUUCCAACUCAAGAUUCAAAUUGAACCUGAAAGGCAUGUUGUUUUCUACAACGUGGUGUUUAAGCUGUUUAGGGAAGUUAAGGAUUUUGCAAAUGCAGAGCAACUGUUUGAUGAAAUGCUUCAAAGAGGUGUCAAGCCUGAUAUCCUUACGUUUUCAACUUUGAUUAGAUGUGCUGCAGUUUGUUCUUUGCCACAUAAAGCUGUGGAGUUGUUUGAGAGGAUGCCUUCUUUCGGGUGCGAACCCGAUCAUAAUGUGGCCUCGUCCAUGAUUUAUGUUUAUGCUCGAACUGGUAAUGUUGAUAUGGCUUUGCAAUUAUAUGAUCGCGCAAAAAAUGAGAAAUGGCUUGUUAGGACAGUGGCAUUCUCUUCUUUGAUUAAGAUGCAUGGUAUGUUGGGAAACUAUGAUGGAUGCUUAAAUGUUUAUAAUGAUAUGAAGGUUCUUGGUGUUAGGCCUAACAUGGUAAUGUAUAAUGCUUUGUUGUAUGCAAUGGGGAGAGCUAAGAGGGGAAGGGAUGCUAAAGGUAUAUAUCAGGAGAUGAGAAAUAAUGGAUUUUCACCAAAUUGGGCAACCUAUUCAGCUCUCUUGGAAGCUUAUUCUAGAGCACGGUUAAGUAAAGAAGCUUUGAGUGUGUAUAAGGAAAUGAAGGAAAAAGGGAUGACUAUGAAUAAAGUUCUUUAUGGUAUGCUUCUUGACAUGUGUGCUGAUGUUGGCUAUGCAGAAGAAGCUGUUGAAUUAUUUGAAGAAAUGAAGCGUUCCGAGACUUGCCAGCCUGACAAUUUCAUAUACUCGUCAUUGAUUAACAUGUACUCGUGUAGUGGGAAUGUUCUGGAGGCGGAAGCAAUGUUGAAUGAAAUGAUCAGCCGUGGUUUGGAGCCUAAUAUUUUGGUUCUCACAAUGUUUGUUCAUUGCUAUGGAAAAGCCAAACGGCCGGAUGAUGUUGUGAAUAUAUUUAAUCGAUUUUGGGAUUUGGGCAUCACUCCUGAUGAUCGGUUGUGUGAUUGUCUUUUGUAUGUCAUGACCCAAAUACCAAAAGAAGAGUUUGGUAAGAUAACAAAUUGCAUUGAGAAGGCUAACCCAAAGCUUAGUUAUGUCGUGACUCAUUUGAUAGAAGAGAGGGAAGGUGAUGGAGAUUUUAGGAAGGAAGCAUCAGAACUGUUAAGUUCAGCCAAUGAUGAUGUAAAGAAGUCUAUGUGCAAUAGUCUAAUUGAUCUUUGUGUCAACCUAGGUUUGCAAGACAGAGCUUGCAAACUUCUUGACUUGGGAUCGACACUUGAGAUAUAUAGCGAUAUACAAUCGAGAACUGAAAAUAAGUGGUGUUUGAACCUUAAAAAACUCUCAGUUGGAGCUGCUAUGACUGCAUUACAUGUUUGGAUAGAUGACUUGUCUAAGGCUUUUGAGUCAGGUGAAGAGGUUCCACGAGUACUUGGAAUUUGUACCGUCUCUUGGAGACACAAGCGUUCGGAUAAAGACUUGGCUAGUGUAUUUGAAUCAUAUUUGAAGGAACUUGGUGCUCCUUUUCAUAAGGCUACUAAUAUGGUUGGCUGGUUUUUUACUACAAACCAAGAAGCCAAGUCAUGGCUACAUUCUAGAGAUUCAACUGAAACACUUGCUGCUUUGAACUCCACGGGUUUAGUUGUUCCAACAGAGGCUCUUCACCAUUGAUAGAGUUGUUAUAGGUUAGCAUGUGCGAUAUAGUUUCUAUCCAUUGUUCUUUACAUUGUAAGGAGAUUUUGGUAUUAGUUUCAAAAGAUAAUAUUUAUAUUAUUUUGGAUGUAUUGAAUUGUGAAUGCAAGCCUGAUACUAGUUUAUUCUAUGAAACAUAAUCUAAUAUUCUUUUAUCUUA
Cicer arietinum (chickpea) is the source of this 2446-nucleotide messenger RNA. Its product is annotated as pentatricopeptide repeat-containing protein At4g16390, chloroplastic-like. Gene Ontology annotation, cellular component: chloroplast stroma. The record is from RefSeq and is a predicted model, not a curated record. Gene Ontology annotation, molecular function: protein binding; rRNA primary transcript binding; mRNA binding. Gene Ontology annotation, biological process: positive regulation of translation. NCBI's taxonomy places the organism in Eukaryota, Viridiplantae, Streptophyta, Magnoliopsida, Fabales, Fabaceae.